GCGAUAUGUCGUCGAACUAAAAAAUGAGCAACUGCGUGUGCCACGAACGGAAGGAUCAGGAUCGCAAGGAAGCUCAGAAGAAGACAAACGGCAGAUGCGGAUGACAACCCUACGCACGCACUUCGCCUCUCAAACAAAAAAAGAAACUCACUCAAAACUUGGGCUCAAUUGGCCCAGCCAUAAGUUGUAACUGUAAAACGCGAGGCGCGCAACGGUGAAUCGCCAUCGACGCCAUGAGCAGAGCCGAUCCGGUGCGCCAAGUGCUCGCCGAUUUGAUCAGCGAGUCGCGGGCACCCUACACACCCGAGGGCAUCCUGCGCGAAUUCCGGGCCACCAGCGAGCGGCGUCUGCCCCUCCAGGACCUGCUCUGCAUCCUGGUGAACAUCAGCGGGAAGCGCCCCAACUUCAACGAGGUGACCGCCGAGGUCACGGACAUCCUGCAGCGCAAGGAUCCCAUGUACGCACUGCUCGUCUUCUCCGAACGCUACAGUCAGGGCGGCCUGUCCUCCAGAUCCAACGCCAGCAGCGAGAUGACCUCGUCGCUGGGUAGCAAGUUCUCGCUGUGCUCCUCGUCGGACAACUCUUCCGCCCCCUCAACGGGCCACUCGUCGGCACCUACAACGGCACGCUCAUCGGGACCAGGAACUGGCUCGUCCAGAAUAAGCCUGCCGCAGGCCCAGGACAUUCCCACCUCGACGCCGGUGAGCAGGAGGAGCGGCGACUUCGAGACCAGCUCCGCCGGCGGAGGCGGAGGAGGAGUCUUCACCAGGCGCCCCUCAUCGCAGCGCAGUACAGUAUCAAGCAAGGAGGACCGGGAUCGCGGCGACUUGAGUGUGAUCAAGGAGCGCGUGCUGAGCGCCGUUUCCAACCGUUCACUCAACAGCUACCGCUUGCUGACCAGCGAUCCAGCCAGCAGCAGAGCGAACAUCGCCAAUGGCAGCGGUGCCAAGACGCCAACGCACUCCGUGGUGGCGCCCUCAGGCCUGCCCGAGGAGGACCGCACCCAUUUGCUGUGGGACUACUACAAGGUGGACGGGAAGAAGCUGCAGAAGCCGGAGAUCGCUGCCCUGCCGGUGACCAGCCAGCAGAAUGUGAUGCUCAGAGAGCUGCUGCACUGCCUUACGGGCGUACGCGAGAGCUCCCUGGUGCCCCUGCAACCCGACCAUACCAGCGUGGGCCUGGCCAAGUUCGAGACGACCUUUGCCAUUCACAUGCAGCUCGACCGCUCGCUGGCGGAGCUGGUGCAGGACAUCUUGCCACUGGCCUCCUUCUUUAUGGGCAUACAAAAGAUUGUCACGACCACCGAUGGUCAGGGUCAGGUGGUCAACUCGCUGAACGAGGCACUGCAGGAGCUUGCCCACGACUACUAUCUAUUGAUCGUACAAGCCGAUGCGGAGCUGAAGCACAAGCGGCUGACGUUGCAGAAGUUACUGUACUACCUGCAGCCGACGAUCUGGGUGAUGGAGGAGAUCUGGACGUCGUUGGUGGACAUACAGCUAAGCAAUCACUGCGAUGCCGCUGUGCUGACGUAUCUGCACGAGCGGAUCAAGCGACUGGAGGGCGACCGGCAGACCCAGCGGCUGAUCAUUGGACUGGCGCGCAAGGCGGCCGAGCCGUACAUGCGCAUGCUGAAGCUGUGGAUCCAGAAGGGAACGAUUGUGGACCGCAACCAGGAGUUCCUUGUGGAGGACAACGAGGUUAUUCACCGCGACGAGCUGCCGGAACACUACUCGGACGACUACUGGGAGAAGCGCUAUUCAAUUCGCCGUGGCCACAUACCUUCGUUUUUGGAAAAGUUCUCGGACAAGAUUCUGCGCACCGGCAAGUAUCUCAACGUGAUCCGGCAGUGCGGCAAGCGGGUGAUGCCCACGCAGGAGAUGCGCCUUGAGUACGACCCAACCAGCGAGCUGCAUGUGUCCGUGAUCAACGACGCCUACUACUUUGCCGCACGCAUGCUGCUGGACGUGCUGCUGGCGGAGAACGACCUGAUGGGCCACCUGCAGUCGGUGAAGCGUUACUUGCUGCUCAAUCAAGGCGACUUCACAAUGCAGUUCAUGGACGCGUGCGAGGACGAGCUGUCCAAGAACGUCGACCAGGUGCUGCCCAUGACGCUGGAGAACCUACUGGGGCUCACGCUGCGCCUUUCCUCGGCUCGGAACGAUCCCUACAAGGACGAUCUGCACUGCGAGCUGCUGCCCUACGACCUGGUCACGCAAAUGUCCAAGAUAAUGAACCAGAAGGAGGAGUACUGGCAGUCGCAGCAUCGUCUCGACCUCAGCGGCAUCGAGUGCUUCGCCUUCACAUACGAGGUCAAGUGGCCCGUGUCGCUGGUGCUCAACCACAUCGCCAUCUCCAAGUACCAGAUGCUCUUCCGGCAGCUCUUCUACUGCAAGCACGUGGAGCGUCAGCUUUGCAAGAUUUGGAAGGAGAACUCUAUUGCCAAAAGGUUCUCGCCGCAAGCGGCUGAACUUUACCGAUCGGCGUUCACUUUGCGCCAGCGCAUGAUGAACGCCAUCCAGAACCUGGAGUACUACAUGAUGAUCGAGAUCAUCGAACCCAACUGGCACAUCUUUAUCGAGAAGAUGAAGAAGGUGGAGAAUGUGGACAACGUGCUGCUCCUGCAUCAGGACUUCCUCGACUCGUGCCUCAAGAACUGCAUGCUGACAGAGUCCUCGGAAAUGAACCGCUCCAUUUUCAAGCUGUGCAACGUCUGUCUCAAGUUCUGUGACUUCAUCCAGCGCUCGCAGCGUUUCUUCCUGGACGCCGAGCUCAAGUCGAUGGUAUGUGACACCCACGACAGCGCGGACAGCUCCGAAUCCGAACCGGAGAGCUCGCACCGGCCACAGGUACAGUUGGAGACCUCGUUGGAUCCUGCAGAUACCUUCUCGGAGCGUGUUAAUCGCUUUGAUCUAGAGUUCACCGGCCUACUUAUAUCCUUCCUUAAGCAAAUCAAUACUAUGGCAAAGAAGAACACCGCCGAUCGCUUCAUGAAUCUCGUGCACCGCAUCAACUUCAAUGCAUUCUACUCGGAUCAAAUGGAUAAACUGUGUGUGAAGGAUGCCAUGGUCUAGGCCAACUCUUGGAACGGAAUAUGUGGAUAUGGAAAGCAUAAAAGACGAGAACAAAGUAUUAGAUAAAUGAAUUUAAUAAUCACGAACCGCACAUUUAAUUAGAGUGUUUUCCCAUCAUUCCCGCAUGUCUUAUAAUUUGCCAUCCAACUAAACGCACAAAUUGUUUUUCGUUUAGUUGUAAAAUUUCGAAUAUUUAUGAACUAAUAAACCCAAUGAUAUGUAA
Drosophila subpulchrella is the source of this 3294-nucleotide messenger RNA. RefSeq names its product gamma-tubulin complex component 2 homolog (gene Grip84). The coding region runs from base 234 to 3071 and encodes 945 amino acids. The transcript has 7 exons. Gene Ontology annotation, biological process: meiotic cell cycle; microtubule nucleation; spindle assembly. Gene Ontology annotation, molecular function: gamma-tubulin binding; microtubule minus-end binding. NCBI's taxonomy places the organism in Eukaryota, Metazoa, Arthropoda, Insecta, Diptera, Drosophilidae. Gene Ontology annotation, cellular component: gamma-tubulin small complex; spindle pole; centrosome. The record is from RefSeq and is a predicted model, not a curated record.